AUGAAGCGCAUCCUGCCAAAGGGCCUGAUUCGGCGCUCGACGACGGGUUCCGGCGCGAGCAGCCCCGACCAAAACGAUCAGUCGCCGGAGGGCAUUUUGCUCCGAGAAUUGACCACUUUCUGCGAAGUGAGCAACAGCCCACAGAAUACGCAAGGAAAUGAGUUCGUUCAUCUCCCUCUCAUCGUUGAGAGCGCCGAGUCGAGCCCCGCCGCCGCCAAAGAGGCUGCCGUGCGCAUUCGCAAAUACCUCUCAACCCCAAUCCAGACCCCGAGCCAUGUCCAGUACAAUGCGAUCAUGUUGAUGCGCAUCCUCACCGACAACCCUGGUCACAGCUUCACCAAGUACUUUGACAGCAAGUUCGUCUCAACAAUCAAGGAGCUCUUGCGGAACGGGCGCGAUUGGCAUGUGCAGCAUUACCUGCGCCAGUUUCUGCAUGGCCUCGAAACUAGCAAGGCAAUGGACGAGGAUUUGCAACCGCUACUGGCGAUGUGGGCAAAGGAGAAAGCCAAGAGCCAACCCCAAUUUACCACCCCAUACCCUCCCAACUCCAUGGCACCAAUGCCGCCGCAACGACCCCAAGCUCGCCCACCACGACACCAGCUUCCAGACCCUGGUGAACUGGCUGCACGCAUUGAGGAAGCGAGAAACUCGGCGAAACUUCUCACCCAAUUUGUCCAGACCACCCCGCCAGUGGAGAUGGAAGGAAAUGAAUUGAUCAAGGAGUUUGUGGACCGUUGCCAGACCUCGUCCCGCCUCCUCCAGAGUUAUAUUCACUGCAACAACCCGCCGCCAGAUGAAGCUACCCUCCUCACUUUAAUUGAGGCCAACGACGAGAUUUCCGUCGCCAUCUCUGGACAGCAACGCGGCUUGUUAAAAGCGCGCAAAGCUCGCGGCUCGGCAACCACAUCUCCUGUUUCCCCUGCCUCUUCCAACGACGCGACUUCGGCCACGCUCAACCGUCCUUUUUCGUCGGAAAUCCCUCAAGAGCCUCAGGGCCCAGAGUACACAACCGCCCGACUAAGUGAACUCCCGGCUCCGGCUGCAACCAUGUCGGGUGGUGCUCGCUCGGAAACGAACACAAACCAAAACACUACUAUACCGAGAUCCAACACCGAGCGGUCCGAAUACAAUUCGGCUGAUUUCGAAGUGCAGAAUCCCUUCGCCGACGACUUUGCCACGCACGAUUCUGAUAACGAGCGAAACCACGCUCCGGGUGCGGCGGCGCAGGGCAGCCGUGUGCACGUCUCAACUGCAGAGCAAGGGCGUUGA
Penicillium waksmanii is the source of this 1269-nucleotide messenger RNA. Its product is annotated as VHS and GAT domain-containing protein. Gene Ontology annotation, molecular function: phosphatidylinositol binding; ubiquitin binding. Lineage: Eukaryota; Fungi; Ascomycota; Eurotiomycetes; Eurotiales; Aspergillaceae. The record is from RefSeq and is a predicted model, not a curated record. Gene Ontology annotation, cellular component: actin cortical patch. Bases 1 to 1269 code for a protein of 422 amino acids. The transcript has 5 exons. Gene Ontology annotation, biological process: endocytosis; actin filament organization; actin cortical patch localization.